This is a messenger RNA of Caenorhabditis sp. 36 PRJEB53466, 1275 nucleotides long. The record is from the annotation of a GenBank genome assembly. Lineage: Eukaryota; Metazoa; Nematoda; Chromadorea; Rhabditida; Rhabditidae.
AUGCAUUUCUCGUCGGCUGUGCUGGCAGCCCUGCUCUCCACGCUCACGAAUGCCUGCUUCUGCCCGUUUGUUCCAAAAUUGUUACUCUUUUGACAAAAAAGGUUAUCCAGAUCGCUAAUAAGCAGUUCGUGUGGCUGCGGUGGAGGUGGAGGUGGUUAUAAUGCCUACGCGGGUGGCGGAUACGGCGGCGGAGGCUACGCUCAGAACACUGGGAGCUACGCGGUCUUCUACAGAGAUCUGACGCCGUUCAGACAGCCGUACUAUCAGGCCCCACAGGUGCCAGAGAUCAGCAUCAACACGCGCAUAACUUGUUCUAAUUACAGUACUACCCGAGAGCACCGGCUCCACAACUUCCACCGAUGUACCAGCUGCCGAACCCGAGAUACAUUCAGCCACAAGCUCCUCCUCAACCCCAACCUCAGUACAUUGCUCCGGCUCCGGUCAUCCAGCCAUCCCACCCAACUCUUAUUCAAUCAAAACAAGUCUACAUUCAACCAGCAGCCACAGUUGCUCCGAUCGUCGACGUUCCAAGAACAACCCUUCAUGACAAUGGAUACGGAGAAGAGGAGGUGAUUGUGACGACUGCCGCUCCGCCUACCGCUGCUCCAGUCGAGGAUGCUCCAGACUUUGUCGAUGAGGCGCCAGUGAAAACGGCGAACGGAGAAAAGGAUGAGUUCUAUUACGUUUACUACGACGACAAGGGCAACAAGGUCGGAGACUCGCGCUCGGGUUCCACGUUCGCGCCGGAGAACGUGAUUGAGGAAGUGACGAGUGUCGCCCCAGCUUCAGUCCAUUUGGAGGUCACGGUAAGAGCGUCGUGAUAAACUGGUGUAAUCAUGUGAUAACUCACUUAUUGUUAAGACGCAAUUGGUUCAAGAAGAGGCCAACGAGAACUACGACGACGUCGUCGAAGAGACGCAAGUGCCGGUGAGAACCUCAUUGGCCCCCAGCUACACCCCAGAAGUCGUCACGAGCACCACCAUUCUCUUCAUCGAGCCAGGAACUCAGGCGACCGCCGCACCAGUCGGAACUGACGUGGUGUACGAGGACGAGACCGUCGAGUACGAGGACGAAGUAACCGAAACGACUGCCGGUCCGAUCGUCACGAAGAAGCCGACGUCUUCCGGAAACUACAAACGCACCGUCCAGGACAAUCAGAUCCUAGUCGAUGCCGCCGAGAACCCGGGAGAGGGCUACCGUAGUCGAAUUUCCGCAAACGGAGUGAAGAUUGUGAAGAGAUACAGACACGAUAAGAGGAAGAUUCACGAGAACUAG